This is a messenger RNA of Octopus sinensis (East Asian common octopus), 2733 nucleotides long. RefSeq lists its product as uncharacterized. Lineage: Eukaryota; Metazoa; Mollusca; Cephalopoda; Octopoda; Octopodidae. Gene Ontology annotation, cellular component: neuron projection membrane. Gene Ontology annotation, biological process: synapse organization. The record is from RefSeq and is a predicted model, not a curated record. The coding region runs from base 1 to 1149 and encodes 382 amino acids. The transcript is spliced from 11 exons.
AUGGUGGCAGCAAGUUCUACAUCAACACCAACUGAACAAGUCUUUGAUCAAAGGCAAUCAGUGAGUCAUUUCUUUGAGUUUCUCUUGGCCAUACACUUUCUAUUAAUCAAAAAUCAAGUACGGGGCAAGGAAUUUAAAAACAACAUUACCUCACCCAUUGUCGAUAUACUGCAUAGUCAGUUACCAGAAUUUUAUACCUUGUCUGUCACAGGUGGAAGGUACCAGCGGUAUUAUACUCCACAUUUUGGCAGUCGUGUAAAUAACAUCACAUCAUACAUUGGAGACACAGCAACACUUUAUUGUUCUAUAAUAAAUCUGGGCACAAAAACAGUGGUAUGGCGGAAAACAUCAAGUAGACAUCCAAUCACCGUAGGAACAUUUACAUUUAUCAGUGAUAAAAGUUAUUCUAUUCAACGCCAAAUUGAAAAAAAUGAAUGGAACCUUGUUAUAAAAAAUGUUCAGCCAAAACAUGCAGGUCUCUAUGAAUGCCAUAUAUCAAGUAAAGAAAAGCAAAAGUUUAAUGUAUAUUUAAAUGUUAUAGGAAGGAAAGGUGGUGGUGGUGGUGGUUCAGAUGGAGAUAUUUAUCUCACGGGAACUUCGUUUGUGACUGUCGGUGAUCACAUAAUAUUGGUGUGCAAUGUUGUGGGUGGGGACUAUAUCCCCGAGGAUGUAGAUUGGUUCAAAGAUGGCAAUGAGAUCAAAUAUGAUUCUACACGAGGGGUACUCAUAACCAGACAGCGUUCGGUGAAUACGAAGUUUCUAUCGAGUCAACUACUGAUUAAAAAAAGUAAUAUGGAUGAUGCCGGCAACUACGUUUGCCGUUCUGGCAUGGAUGUAACCAGCUUCAAUGUUGAAGUCCUUAAUGCUACAACCAACAAUAUCCGACGCGGUCUUCCAUUUGAAGCUGUCACACUUAAGCUUGAACAGAAUUCUGUGAAGUUCAAUUGUUUGUUGCAAGCCAUCAUUAAUUACGGCAAAACUGAUGACUAUAGACUCUGUAUAGCUGAAGAUGAUGGACCACGAAAUGAAAAAAACCAUCAGAAAACUUCAAGUUCAGAAAGAUCUACGACCAUCUCCAGGAAAUGGUGGAUAGUGUUUGGAUUUAUGUCAUUAUUAUAUCAAAAUGGUGUCACAUUUUUAGAACCAUAACUAAGUACAUUGACUAGUUUUUGAAAAUAUUUAACUUUCAGACUAGAAGAAUUGAAGACAGAAUCAGACUGACAUAUCAGGCGAUCUGCAAAUAUGAAUAUCAGGAAGAAUAAGAACUGAAAUGAUGAAAGGGAUUCAGCAAAUUUCAUUUCCUCAGUUUUUUUUUUUUUUUUUUUUUUGUUACUAAAUAUAAAAAGAAUUAAAUUCUAAUUAUAAACACUAGAAAUUAACUAUUUAUUAACAUUCUUGGGAAAAAAGGUUAAUAACUAACAAACCAAUGCAUCAUGGAUUCUUCACAAUGAUUAUAAGCAGAGAAUAAAGCAUCAUUGAACAUCAGUGAUGAGAAAUAAAUGAUCUUCAGAUGCUGAAAUGACAAGCAUUUCGACAGAAAGAUUGUAGUCAAUGGAAUAAGAAACAACAGAUUCUUUUGGGCAGGAGUUUAGUUGAAAUGAAGAUCAAGAAGGAAUUGAAACCCCAAUGAAAAAAACAAAAUGAAUGAGAAUGUUUUGUAAAAAAAAAAUAAAAUAAAAGGAAACAACUGGUAAGAGAGAGAGAAAAAGAUUUUUGAAAUCACGAAAACUGAAGAAGAAUUGAUCAAAUGAGAGAAACCAGUAACAUCCUAUAAAUAUUACUUCAUCUGUUUUCACGACUGAUGGAAUCACAGAUUGAGAUACAGUAGCAGAAUUCAGAAAUAUGAAUUUUUUGUUUAGAUAACUCUGCUACAUAUUUCCCCAUAAUGGUGGCCAAUAUCUUUUUUCUUCUUGUUAUUCAGCAGGACUAUUUUCAAAAGAAAAAAAAAUUAAAAAAAGAAUUUUUUGAAAACAACUUAUUUGGAGAAAAAAAAAUUAACAAAAAAAAAUUACCAAAAAAAAAGGUAAAAAAAAUCCAACUCACAAGAACCAACAGGGUCUGUUGGUGUCUGGUAAUGUGUGUUUAUAUCUGUAUGUAUGGUUAUAGUUAGUUAAAUCUGCAAGUGCAUGGGUGUACAUAUGCGUGAGUGUACGUCUGAGUGGUGGUAUGCAUGAGUGUGUGUGUGUGUGUGUGUGUGUGUGCACAUACAGGUGUUUGUACAUAUGUGAAAUUUAUUCAGAUGAUAGCAUACGACCAGUGGGUUUCUCCUUCUCCUCCUCCUUGUACUCCUACUCCUACUUCCUGUUUAUAGUUUUUUUCUUAACUUUUGGUUAAAUGCAAAUGACUGACCACCAACACAUAAAUAUCAAUGUAUGUCUAUAUGUCUGUCUAUCCAUCUAUCCACUUAUCCACAUAGCUCUCUAUCUACCUAACAACUCUCAAUAUUUAUAUCUACACAUGCAAACAGACAGACACACUCGCCUACAUACAUACACACACACACACACACACACACUCGCACUCUUGUGAUAUUUCUCAUUUGAAACUGGUUAUUAUUUUAGUUGUUUCUGUUAUAGAUUUUUUUGUUGUAUUUUUUUAUGGUGGUGGUGGGGGCAAGAGUGAAAAAAAGACGAAGAAGAAGAAGAAGAAGAAGUAAAUUUAUCUUGAAUUCAUUUCAGAAUGAAAGAACACCUUUACAAAAAAAAAAGCAUACAUGCCAACUUUAUGUGUGUA